UAUGGUCACCAUGGUAACCCGUGUUAAGCCAAGCCUGGCAGGGCGGUAAAGGGUUAAAGGUUUGGGGGGGGGUUUCUCAUGCUGCAGCUAGUCUCUCUUUUUGUUCAGUCUCUAGUAGCACGACAACGAACUUACUGACAGCUGCUCAACGGAUCUUCCUUGCGUCUUGACACAAAAGAGCAGUCAUGGGGAAAGGAUGUAUUACCGCCACUAAGUGCUUCCUGUUCAUGUUCAACCUCCUCUUCUUUAUUUUUGGAGCUUUAUUCUUGGGAGUUGGACUAUGGGUCAUCCUGGAUAACCAGAAUUUCAACAUGGUUUUGGAAGAGUCCACAACGCUGAAAGCUGGUGCCUACAUCUUGAUUGGGGUUGGAUCUCUGUCCAUGCUUACUGGCUUCCUGGGCUGCAUCGGUGCCAUCUUUGAGGUCCGCUGCCUGCUUGGACUGGUCUUCACCUGUCUCCUCCUCAUCCUCAUUGCCCAGGUGACGGCCGGUGUCCUUAUCUACUUCCGGCGAGAUGUGCUGAAAAAUGAGAUGUCCAAUAUUGUGAACAAAAUUCUGGUGAACUACACUGGUUAUAACAAGACAUCUGAGCAAGCCUUGGACUACCUUCAGAGAACGAUGAAGUGCUGUGGUUGGACUGGAUCAUCUAACUGGACCGAGAAUGUGGUGAUAAACAGUCAAAAGAACAGUUCUCAGAUUCUAUACCCAUGUUCCUGCACAAAUGAAUCCAUCAAUGGCACAGGAAUAAAAGAAUCAGGCCUAUGUGAAACCUUUUCCCCUCAGUGGCCUGUCUUCACUAAGGGUUGUAUAUAUAGUUUGGAGGACUGGCUCAUUGGGAACUGUGGAGUUAUUCUGGGAGUCUGUGUUGGUAUAGCAGUGAUUGAGCUUUUAGGGAUGAUCCUGUCCAUGUGCCUCUGCAAGAGUGUCCAACAGGAGGAUUACACCAAAGUGCCCAAAUACUGAGAGCAAACCCCUCUUCAUCAGAAAACAGCAGUGUUACAGCCUCUCCACACCAGCAACAACUGGAACACUGCAGACCAGACCACAUCCCAUCACCCACAUACACGCAUCCGUUCUUCACUUUCUUAGCCCCUGUAAACAUCCUGUUUAGGAUCAACAUUUUACGAUCAGGAUUGUUGUACCUUUUUCUUUUAAAGAAACUAGUGAUCUUUUCUUGUUAGUGCUCUGCAGGGUCUGAAUAGCUUUAAAAUUUGUAUAGCUACAUAUACUGUACGGUGACUGUUUCAUUUAUGGUUUUCAUUGUUAGUUGAAUCUGAGAGCACUUUAGUUAACAGCGAGUUUGAAAUGGGAGUGAGCUAUUAGCUCAUUUAAAAUGAUUUGUAUAAACUAGAGGGGAAAAUCAACACUUGUUUUUUUUU
This is a messenger RNA of Carassius carassius (crucian carp), 1378 nucleotides long. Its product is annotated as CD82 antigen-like. The transcript has 9 exons. Lineage: Eukaryota; Metazoa; Chordata; Actinopteri; Cypriniformes; Cyprinidae. The record is from RefSeq and is a predicted model, not a curated record. Bases 186 to 962 code for a protein of 258 amino acids. Gene Ontology annotation, cellular component: membrane.